Messenger RNA from Seminavis robusta, 4705 nucleotides. The record is from the annotation of a GenBank genome assembly. Lineage: Eukaryota; Bacillariophyta; Bacillariophyceae; Naviculales; Naviculaceae.
AGUCAUUUGUGGUCACAGAAUGACCUGAAGUCACCCGAAUGGUUCGGGUUUUUGGAGUGCCCGGCGCUACCGGAUCUUUCAAUUUUCGAGAAAGCAACGGGCAGAAAUAGAUGGUGGUCUUGCCUCCGAACCAAGUCGAACCAAGCAACCGCGUGCCAUUGGCAUCCAAGACGGAGAAGAUAACCAUCGCUUGACCGUGUCAUUCAAGACCACAUACAUACAUACAGUCCAGUUAAGUUACCAUCCAUUGACACUGCAUUGAGUCUGCUGGUACAGGAUACUGGUGUUAGACUUGUUCUUGUUGGCGAAGCUCAACGGCAACCAACCAUCUUGGGCUGUGGCUUCUGCAACUGGUACCGUAGUCUUAGCCUAGCUCUUCACUGCUGGCUCUCCAAGAUACUCGUACUCAGGGUAGUACAUGUACUGGGAGAUUUUGGUUUGGCGAAAUUCCAAAGACUGGUGUCCACGAAGCUUUUUUCUUGGCUUGCUUGGUUAUUUAUUAUCUACCUAAUCCAUCCCUCCUGAAGCCUUGAAGAUUAGCUACAAGUUCAGGGGCAAAGGGACACACACACAGAGAGAGAGAGUCCUGAUCAGAAGGACAAGAGAGAGAGAGACAGAGAGAGAGAGACAGAUCUGACUGAAAUUCUCCCAAGAAAGGAAGAAUUGAAUUGAGCAACUUGCUACCCAAAGUCAUUAGCCAUUCAGCUAGUUUGCUACCCUGCCUACAAUCUUGGAUUUUCCAAGCUGAGUUGAAGCUGAAGCUUAUUGCAAGACUUGCAAGAUUUGUGUUGCAAGGUUCUAUUUUAAAAGACAGGGCAAUUUACAAUCUUGCUGAAGCAAGCUCAGUGGAAGCAAGCUCAGUGGAAACACUUGCAAAGUUUUAUUUGAGUACAAGAUGGAGGAUUUGUUUACUUUGGAUGAUGAAAUUGAAGCUUCGGAGACUUGUUCUCUGGGAUCAGAAGACAAAAGUCAUAUUGAAGAGCAUGAGUUGCCUUCCAUGGAAGAUAGAAAACUAUUCUUGACCUGCCUGGCCGCCAUUUUGACUUCUUCUUACAAGUACGAUGUCAUGGAAGAUGAUGGAGAUACAGCCACAACAACACAACAACAACAAAUUCUAGAAGAAGAGGAAGAAGCAGAUGACUGCAACCAAAAUGAUAGUGAACACCCAGAAAACAACAAUAAUACCCAACCAGAAAAUACAAAACCUUCCAAUGAAACAGAAACAACACCAACAAAGCAAACACAAAAGCAACAAAAAAUGACAUCCAUGGAAACUCUUUCCAGUGACGAGGAGCUUGACAAUGCCCAGGAAGCUGCCAUGAGGGUGGAUGCAGCCGUCACUUCCUCCAUGAGGAGUGCCAAUGACGUUUCCAUGUUUCUAGAAGAAGAGGAAGAGGACGAAGUGGCUGUCAAAAAAAGCAAACCAAAGCCAACAGCGCAAAACAACAACAACAACAGUAACAACAACACCGGUCCAGCACGGCGUCGAUGGAGACGAUGGGGACGUGGUAGAAACAACAACAUCCAAGACACUAGUAUGGACAGUAGUCAUAAUGUCGAAGACGAAGAAGACGAUGAUGAUCAGAGCACGCACAGCAACACGUCCAGCAACAGCAAUACCAACUCGAUUCGACAACAACAGGAACAAAAACAACGCCGCAAACGAAUAUCCAAGGCACAACAAAAACUACAAUUGGCAGCCACAAGACAUUAUCGACGUCGGUACAUUAUUGCCGAUCAGUUCUUGCAGGCAUCCUGCGAUCACUUACUACUCGACAAGGAAAUUAGUCAACAAAUCUACGACGAAACCAAACCCCGUCUCGAAGCACUCAAAACUCCUCGUGUCGUGCCGGCGGGCAGUAACUUGAUGGUCGUCUCGCGCCGCAUGUCGUCCAAACGAUGGUCCAGCAAUGUGGGAAGUGGUGAUGGCAGUGGUGGCAGUGACGGCAGUGACGACAAUGGGAGUGAUCAGGACGAUGCCCCAGAGGAUGUGGCCAAUGCGCAAGAAAUAACAGCAGUCGAUCCGAGACAAAAACAAAUGCAACAACAAUAUCUCAAACAACACGAGUGGAUGACCGAAUACGACCCGGAACUAUUACAGCAUUUGCCAAAACUAAGUCCCGGAGCAGGCUAUCGAUGUCUCUGCUGGUUGCUGUUUCAACACUUGUUGCAUGCCACGAAACGGGGAUACGAUGCGCGAGUCCGAUACGCCUUCAAAUCGCUCGCCGUCGCCGUACUGAUUCAAGAUAUCGAACGAACGUUGGAGUAUUCCGGGGACCACUUGAUGGAAUGGAAAAUCAAAAAUUACACCACAUGGGUCUCGUUUGCCACGCGAAAGUUUGAACAGAUUGAAACGGCCAUGGCGGAACGACUGUUGAAACUGGCCAAUGAUGCACAACAGCAACAACAAGAUGGCGAAGACAAUGUCAUUCAUGUCGUCGACGACAGUUUCGAAACCGCUCCAGCGCAAGAAGUCAGUUUGGACGAUAUCGAAGAAUUAGGAGCCGGGGAUGAAGUCCAAGUUGUCACGGUCAAGAAAAACAAAAAGAAACUUUCCGGUGCCAAAAAGCACCUGGUCCGUGGGCUCAAAAUUGGCGGCGUCGGGGUUGUGGCUGGGACGCUCUUGGCCGUCACUGGAGGCAUGGCAGCACCGGCCAUUGCCGGUGCAUUGACGUUUCUGGGGAUGGGAGCAGUGGCUGGAACUUUCAUGUCCUUGGCUAGUACCACGGCCGUGGUGCACAUCUUUGGGGUAGCCGGAGGGAGCUUGGCAGCCUACAAAAUGAGACGACGGACGGCGGGUCUUACCGAAUUCACCAUUGUACAAUCGACAUCGACCACUGCCAAGCAAGACGAUACCAGUGAAUCGUCGCAACCGGACUUGCUUCCUCAGGAAAAAGAACAGGCCAAAGCGCAACAACCACGUAUUGCCCGGUGGCGUGACAAAGCCAAGGCGUUUAAGAAUCGCAACUCCAACAACGGCAACAACAGCAAUAAUAAUAAUCAACAAGGAGAAGUAGAUCCAACGGCGCUUCCUGCAAAACCAGAACUCUCCCGAACAAUCUGCAUAUCGGGGUGGUUGACAGAUAAACAAGACUUUCAAAGGCCCUGGGGGAUCUCGCCGACAAAGCCGCCCGCUUCCAAGCUGGAGAAACUGCAACGAUUCUAUCGAGUUUAUAAUCCUGAUCUGAUACCUGUGUGCAGCAAUUUGUUGAAACGAUGGAAGAAGGAAGAGUCAACCUUCUGGGAGCUCUUGGAGGACAAGUACGGAUGCAAUCCCGAUACUCUGUUUCCUCUGCGGUUUGGUCCACGAUACGAUGCUUCGCUGACAGAAAUGGAGGUGUUGGUACUAGACAAGUUGAUUGUGGAGAUUGGCAAAGCGCGAGGAGAGGAAAAGAAGGCCAGGCAUGCCCAUCUCCCCGAUCAUGUCCAGAACUUUAUUGCCACACCUAGUCAGAAAGAUCGUGCGAAUGGCUUGGUAGAUCAUGCCGACGAUGGUUCAGUUUUGGCCUUGGACGACAAGAGCAUUGUGAGCGUGGUAUCGGAGGAGAUGAGUGCGGCAGCAGAGGAAAAGGAAGAAGCUCCGUCGCCGGGACACUUUCAAAGGCAAUGCUAUGCGUCCGUGUUUGAACAAGUAGCACCCUCAUCGUCGCUCGAAAACCUCAUCCCUCCAGCGCACUUGGCGACUGUUUGGGACUUUAGUUCACGUUAUGGCGGUGAAGUCUACAGCUUGCACUGGGAGACCCAUAUGCUGAUGAAGCUUUCUCAAUGCUUCAAGGAAGUAGCUCUCACAACGGCGGCGAGUGCAGGGCAGCAGGCGCUAAAGUUCAUGGUGGCCAACACCCUUGCAUUGGCGGCUUCCGUGCCAAUCUACUUGGUCCAGGCCAUGAAUUCCAUCGAUGAGACAUGGUCCGUUGUUGUUUCCCGUGCAGAAGAAGCAGGCAAAGAGCUUGCUCGUAGUCUGUUGGUGAACAACGCCGGGCAUCGCCCAGUGACACUCUUGGGCUAUUCCUUUGGUGCUCGUGUCGUCUUCUCCUGUCUCAAACAACUUCUCGUGUACCAGCAAGAAUGGGAAGAGUACCACGAACAAAAGAACUCUCGAGCCAUUGGCUUUGCCCAACAAGACGAGGACGGCAAGAGCCCCAGCAAAAGAGAAAAGAAGUGGAUGCUCGAAGAGUUGGAAUUCGAUCGAGAACCUGCUUCGGUUGUAGAGGAUGUUGUUGUGAUGGGCGCUCCCAUGUAUUUGAGUCUUUCCUCGUGGAAAGCGUGCCGUCAAGUCGUUGCAGGGAGAUUUGUGAAUGUGUACUCUCGAACCGACAAAAUCUUGUCCUUGAUGUUCAAGUACAAACAAAUGAUGGAGAGCUUUAAGCCCGUGUGCGGUAACUGUACAGUGGCAGUGCCUGGAGUGGAGAAUAUUGACAUUUCUGAUCUCGUGAGCAACCACCAGGAAUACGUUCUCAAGCUGGGAGACAUUCUGAAGCGAGUGCGUCAUGGACAACCUAUUCGUUCCUCAUCCAACGCCCUCGACGAGGUUGCUCUUAUCGCAGAAGCGCAGACCUUUGUCAAGCAACAAAAGAAAAAUGCCGAAGCAGCGAAGGAGGACUCAUCGGAGCCGAGCAACUCUGCUACAUCAAAAAGUAGGUGAUCAAUCCAAGUAGAAAUCAGCUAGCUAGAAAUAAAGUAAACCUAAUAAAGUUAGUUGGCGACC